This is a messenger RNA of Xylaria bambusicola, 2250 nucleotides long. RefSeq lists its product as uncharacterized. Bases 379 to 1704 code for a protein of 441 amino acids. Lineage: Eukaryota; Fungi; Ascomycota; Sordariomycetes; Xylariales; Xylariaceae. The transcript is spliced from 3 exons. The record is from RefSeq and is a predicted model, not a curated record.
GAACUGGCCACUUAGAUACGGUGGAACGUUGGAUGUGCUGAAAUCCGAAAUCUAGCGCUCGCUCUCCCAAGACCGUAGUCCGACUCGGGUCUGACCAUCCUGCUGUUUGCUUUUCUCACGCCCGCACUUUUUAUCUCUGACUGUAUUCUCUUUUCUCACAAGCCUGGUGCUCCUCCGAACUCUACGUACGUCAUAAAUUUCCAUUGAUAAGGUCAAUCCGAGAGCCACGGACGGUAGAUUUUGUUCUCGAGCGAGCGAAGCAGAUUGCUGGAGUAGCAACCCCAGAGAGUGGUGGGAGGACUUGGUACGAAUCGGGUCAUAGAGCACGCAUGCAGGUUGGCCGAGUUGACACACCGGCCAGUGCUGCACUUGACGACAAUGCGGCACAAUGUCGCCAAAUUCACGCUUUUCGCUUCUUUAAUGGGUGUCUCUGCGGUCGACCAGCAUAAUACCGAACCGGUAGAGCCAGUGAUUACGUUCGACGCCUUGGGAAGAGGAUAUACAGUAUUCCUACGGUUUGCUGAUCCACCACCAACAUUCCACUUCAAUACGAAGGAAGAUGUGACCAUAAACGCAAUUAAGUUGCAACGAUUUAUUGAGUCGGGAGAUGUGCAUGGAAACAAUGAUGAGCUCAUCGCCAUACAUGUAGAUAGUUCACUAGGAUCGGCGACAGGACCUCCAACAACAGCAACUACUAAAGCUUUCAACCUCCGCGCAGCCGAUCAACCCACUUCAAGCAAUAAUAAUGCCACUUUGAUUCUCAAUAACCAUACUAUUUCCAUUCAAUGGAGCGAUGUCAAAUCACCGGACUGGCUUAAACAGCCACUUUAUGUCAAGUGUGAAUGGACGAGUUCAACAGACACGGGCAAUAGUACUUCUCAAGUAUUUUCUGCCGUCGACGAUGUAUCGCAAUCAUCAGAGGCAGCGACGAAUGUGCAGAGGACAGGUAAAGGCGAAGCAAUUGGUGGCAAGGCUCCGGCUGCAAGGGAUGAGUUUACAAAGGCGAUUCCAAACCAACCCCCUUCGACAACAACCCCGAAUACGUCAACUUCUACUCCCAAUGCUACUCACCCCGCAGGAACCAUUAGCCCAGUGGUCGGCACAUCAACGCAGAAUGGCCUGAGCAAAGGCGCCACCAUCGGCGUCGCUGUGGGCGUCUCUGUAGCAGGCCUCAUCAUAGCCGGCGUCCUAGCAUGGCUCUUCUGGUUCCGGCGCCGUCGCAACCAAAAGAACAGCAAGACGCACCACAUGAUGCAGAGCUAUAGUUCCGACGUAGGCGGCCAGGCCAUGAUCACCGACAAAGAAAUGCCGGUGGUCCGCGAGUCGAACUCGCCGCAGUCCGUGUACGACAGCCGGCCGAGCGGCGACGUCUACGCGCCGUACUCAGAUCGCUCUACCACGUCGCCUGUACCGCAACCUCCUCAGCAUCAUCAACAACAACAUCACAGGACCACGAGCAGUAACGUCACGAGUGCUGCGGCGGCGGCGGCGAUACCUGUGUCGCCUGCUGGUGCGAGCGAGACGGAUAUUAGCUGGGGACGCGGCGCGCCGACACCAACGUCUAUAAUUGCGUCGCGGUAUGCGCAUCUUGUUGAGGAGGGUAUGACGGAGGAUGAGAUCAGACGGCUUGAGGAGGAAGAGAGGCAGCUGGACGCGGCGAUAGAGAAUGCCGGGAGAAGGGGACAUAACAACAAUUCCACAUGAAAGUCAGGAGAGGAGAAGGAUUGACCCGGGGGAAAGAAGUACAAUAUUUUUGUGAGUCCGCUUGUGUGACAGAAAUAUAAUCUCGAUUCCCUUCAAUUCUUCAGUUCCAAGGCUUCAUCGUUAGGAAGGCGUUUCUCUGUUUACUGUUUUUUCCUGUCUUUUCUUCUCGUUACAUAUUCACCGGAGGUUAAAAAAUCCAGGAAUCAUACGGGGCGUUUUCAAGGUUAUAUCCAUCAAGGGAGACGGGCACAUGAGGCUUGCGAAAGCCAUUCCCCCCUUUGAGCAUUCGUUUGUGGUUUUAGUUUUCCGCAGGCCAGUGUCUAGGAGGUGAUGAUUGCUCUUAUCUUUAGAUUUGAUGAUGUUGGUGGUGGUUUCGAAAGAACCCUAGCUUCGUUAUGUUUAUAUAUUACUUUUCGUGAAGACAACCAAUCAUCUUUGGUACCAUGAUGGCUCACGAGCCUUCUAAGCUGGUUCCACUGUUUGACACCGUCUCUCCGAAACGAAAUGGAGCUGGGGUCCUCGGAUUAAGCCGUAGAAUAUGGAACC